CCGGCGCAGUCGCCUGCCGCCACCAUCACUGCUGCCGCCGCUUGCUGGCGAGCCCCACCGGCCGGCGUCACCGCUCUGCGCGCUCCCUGCACCUCCCCGGCUGCAGCAGCCCGAGAAAGCGAAAGCGAGGCAGCCCCGGCACCCGGGAUCGCGCAGGCUCCGUGCUCCGAGGGCGGUGCUCGCCCGGUGUCUACUCCAGGGUUGUGCGCACCGCGCGGGCGGCGGCUGAACCUGCACCGGGAGGGCACGGGAGCCGCAGGGCCCCGGGGCUUUGGGCGGCUGCUGCGCAGCCUCGGCGGAGGCUCUUUCCAGCUCGCUUUUCGGUCCCCUGCCUGGCCCGUGAGCCGCGCGCAGUAUGGGCAGAUGCUGCUUCUACACGGCGGGGACACUGUCUCUGCUGCUGCUGGUGACCAGUGUCACUCUGCUAGUGGCUCGAGUCUUUCAGAAGGCGGUAGACCAGACGAUCCAGAAGAACAUGGUAUUACAAAAUGGUACCAAAGUCUUUGAUUCCUGGGAGAAGCCCCCUCUACCUGUGUACAUGCAGUUCUAUUUCUUCAAUGUCACCAAUCCUGAGGAGAUCCUCCAAGGAGAAAUCCCCCGACUAGAAGAAGUGGGGCCGUAUACCUACAGGGAGCACAGGAACAAGGCAAACAUUCAGUUUGGAGAAAAUGGAACAACCAUAUCUGCUGUCACCAAUAAGGCAUAUGUUUUUGAACGAAACCAAUCUGUUGGAGACCCUAAGGUUGAUUUGAUUAGAACAAUAAAUAUUCCUCUGCUGACUGUGGUGGAGCUUGCGCAGCUGCCCCUCCUCAGGGAGAUCAUCGAGGCCAUGCUGAAAGCCUACCAGCAGAAGUUGUUUGUCACUCACACUGCACACGAACUGCUCUGGGGCUACAAAGACGAGAUCUUGUCCCUCGUCCAUAUUUUCAAACCUGACGUCUCCCCUAACUUCGGCCUGUUCCUUGAGAGAAAUGGAACUAAUGAUGGGGAGUAUGUUUUUCUGACUGGAGAAGACAAUUACCUUAACUUUUCAAAAAUUGUGGAGUGGAAUGGAAAAACAUCGCUGGACUGGUGGACCACAGACACGUGCAAUAUGAUUAACGGGACAGAUGGCGAUUCUUAUCACCCACUGAUAAGCAAGGAUGAGGUCCUGUACAUCUUUUCAUCUGACUUAUGCAGGUCGGUACAUAUAACUUUCAGUGGCUUUGAGAAUGUAGAAGGACUGCCUGCUUUUCGGUAUACUGUGCCUGCAGAAAUACUAGCCAACACCUCCGAAAAUGCUGGCUUCUGUAUACCCGAGGGAAACUGCAUGGACUCGGGAGUGUUGAAUAUCAGCAUCUGCAAGAAUGGCGUGCCCAUUAUUAUGUCUUUCCCACACUUUUACCAAGCCGACGAGAAGUUCGUUUCUGCCAUAAAAGGCAUGCGUCCAAACAAGGAAGAACAUGAGACAUUUGUGGACAUUAAUCCUUUGACUGGAAUUAUUUUAAGAGGGGCCAAGAGAUUCCAGAUCAACACUUACGUUAAGAAACUGGAUGACUUUGUUGAAACUGGAGACAUUAGGACUAUGGUUUUCCCAGUGAUGUAUCUCAAUGAGAAUGUUCUCAUUGACAAAGAGACCGCAAGUCAACUGAAGUCUGUGAUUAACACAUCUUUGAUUGUCACCAAUAUACCCUACAUCAUCAUGGCACUGGGCGUAUUCUUUGGCUUGGUUUUUACAUGGUUGGCGUGUCGAGGACAGGGGUCUAUGGAUGAGGGAACUGAAGAUGAAAGAGCACCCCUCAUACGAACCUAAUGGGACUUACCUGUUGCCUGAGCUUGGUGAGAGAAUGUGAGAACUGCCCUGCCCUGGACCAGGACAGGGGAAAGCCUGCAUCCUCACGGGCUCCUGGCCUGUCAAGAAGGAAGUGAAGCCACAGCACUGGCAAUCAAGAAGACCCUCUCGGACAGAGGGAAAUGAACAGGGUGACAUGGCUGGCAAUUCUGCUUUAUAAAAUCAUGUCUCUAAAACUGUGUUCAUGUGUCUCGGAAAUAUUUAAUAAUCUUGUGUAGAAACCUUUUGUGGUUGGGCUCUGGGAGCUGAUGGGAUUUUGUGAUCCCUGUUGUAGAUACAAUGUCUGAGUCACUUGUUAAUGUUACUUGGCCUGACCUGAUUCAGUAUACUUCAUUCUCCAAACUUUGUAUUUAAAAUAUGUAUGUGUCUCUGUUGUUCUCCAUCCACCUCCUUACACAAAAAGAUGUGGUACCCAGGGUAGAAUGAUAGCUUCAUACAAUGUGCCAUGCAAAUGGGUCUGAUAUCCUUCUCUAAAACAUUAGGUUUUGCAUCUUGCUCUAAUUUUCAGGAAAAUAAGUCAAGUCUUUUGACUGUUUUAUAGUGUAUAGGAAUCAAGUGGGGGAGGGGGUGGGGGGUGGUGUGGUGUCUGUAAGUAGAUAGCAUUGAGCUCCUGAGGGUUUUUAGUUGUGCUUUUGUGAAGCAAGAGGUUGCACUGGGAACGUUGGUGAGGGUAAGACAGAUAUUUCAUUUAGAAUAGAAUUCAGUGUUAGUUACGACAUCUUAGGCUAACGUCACUUUUAGUCAAAGAUGUUUGGAUAUGGAAUGUGCUGCUGAGAGAACAGAAUCAAUGACUCAAUGACUUUUACCCUGUAGGCAUUGUUACCACAUAGGACAGUGACACAGAAUCACAGUGGCUACAACUAUUGAGGAGAUAUUUGUAAAACAAUGGAAGUCCGUCUGCCUGUAGCUUAUGUUACAGACAGAUCCAGGAAGUCUGCACAGGUUAGAGAGGCAUUUCUUCUGAGUCCAGCCGGUGUUUUGCGGCUCCCUGUCACUAAGUGCCCUCUGCUUCCUGUGACAAUCAUUUUUCUGACAGAGCCACAAGUGUUAGACUGCUAGACAGAAGGCACUUCAGAUAAGAAGUUGUGAGAAGCUGCCACGCUGGUUCUCUUUGGAAGGCACUGGCUUCCAGUGUAGGACUAAGGACAUCAGCAGUGUCACAGCGGUCGGAUCUCAGCUAUCCUGGAGGGCAGUGUCCAUGAUUCUCAGAGUCCAUGGUUUUGUUUUGGUUUUGGUUUUUUUUUGUUUUUUUGGUUUUUUUUUGUUUGUUUUUUUGUUUUUUUGUUUUUUUGGUUUUGCUUGUUUGGUUUGGUUUUGUUUGGUUUGGUUUUGUGGUUUGGUUUUUGAGACAGGGUUUCUCUGUGUAGACCUGGCUGUCCUGGAACUCGCUCUGUAGACCAGGCUGGCCUUGAACACACAGAGAUCUGCCUGCUGAGUGCUGGGAUUAAAGGCUUACACCAUUGAUUUUUUUUUUUUAAGGAACCCUAUACAUUAUCUGGUUAGCUGCUUAUAGAAUUCCUGAAAAAUCGAAUUUCAAUGUAUUUAAAUUUUUUAAAAACUGACAUACAUAUUGGAAUAUUGCCUUAAUAUACAGGCCCAAAUUUUCCUCUCUUGAUACAAAAGCAAUAAACUAUGUUUUUUUUUUUUUUAAUUUUGGUAUUUUUUGAAACAGGGUCUGUGUAGUCCUGGCUAUUCUGGAACUCACUAUGUAAACUAGGCUGGCCUUGAACUCAGAUCUGACUGCUUCUGUGUCCUGAGUGCUAGGAAUCGUGAGCCACUAUGCUUGGCUGAUGUUUCCCUUCUAGAAGAGACAAUUUGUUAAGUUUUCACCUUUCCUACUAAUCGAAGUAGAAAUAAUAGAUACCCCAAAUCACCAAACUGUGAAACUAAAUUGAAAAUAUCUGACCUUUAGUAAUGACAAAUAUUUUUAGACUUCAUCAAUAUUUAAAUAGGUAGUUGGCAUAUCUUAGUCUUCAUUCUCACUCUGCAGCUCAGGCUGGUUUGGAACUCACUGUGUAGCAUAGGCUGACCUUGAAUUUAUGGUGAGCCUAUCUCAGCCUCCCAAGUACUGAGAUUAGAAGCACGAACUACACACAUCUGUCUUGAUGCAACUACUUAUCCACACUAAUAGAUUGAUAAGCUAGUGCAUACUAAUUGGUUCGUUCCUAUUUUCAGGAUAUAAUCAUCUCUGAGGAGAUUUUUUUAAACACAGAAAUUAUAGUGGUUGAUGUACAUAGUAGACUGACUCACACAUAGAAAAGGAGACCAAAACCAGAUUAAUCCUUUAUUAAUGCCAUGGUUGUGAACAGCAGCGGUUCAUUUGGUGUUUUCUUUCUAAAAGGUCCAUGACAAACCCACAAGGCACAGUGGGAAUUAUAGGUUGAUCAACAACAAAUAUAUCCAUUCGGUGUGGGGCUGAAAAUAGCAAGCUGUUCUCUGUGUUCAUUCUUUGGAGGGCAUUAUCCUGGACAGGCCCCAAAGGCUGUGGUCAUCAGCAUUCUCAUGCCAGAGAGUGGCAGGAAACUGGGAGAGCACAGGGUGGCGGAUGGGCAUCUCCACAUAGGCUCUAGGCUCUGCCCAGUAGGCUUUACUUCCCUGUGUUCUACAAAGAUCACUAAUAGUCAGUCACAUGGGACAAGCACUACACAACUAACCCCUAUUGGGGUCUUUGCUUAAGGGGGAUAAUUUUUAACUUGUUGUUUGCAGUGUGAAUUCUUCAAGCAUUGUUACUGGUAUAAAUCGCUUGUGCCUGACUUUAAAAAGAUUGACCAGAAUGUUCUUCAUGUAGCUUACAGAGUUGGGUCAUUUGUUGUUCUUCUUGACCUGGCUUUAUUUCUACC
Arvicanthis niloticus (Nile rat) is the source of this 4671-nucleotide messenger RNA. Lineage: Eukaryota; Metazoa; Chordata; Mammalia; Rodentia; Muridae. The record is from RefSeq and is a predicted model, not a curated record.